Molecule: messenger RNA, 2248 nt
Organism: Oncorhynchus nerka (sockeye salmon)
Lineage: Eukaryota; Metazoa; Chordata; Actinopteri; Salmoniformes; Salmonidae
Product: zinc finger protein 664-like
Exons: 2
Coding region: 228-1475 (415 amino acids)
Source: RefSeq, a predicted model, not a curated record
UUCUUCAACACCUGCAGCCACCUCGGUAGCUCGCUAGCCAACAAAGUCGGAACAGUCAAGUUCUUUAGACAAUUUCGUGGUUCAUUUUCCACAAUGAUUUAAACAUACUUAUGUGGAAACUACUAGCUACCCCAUUUAAUUUAAUAUUUAAGUUGUAAGUCAACUAGCUGGCUGGUUAAGUUAGCACUAGUCUAGUCGCUAAUGCUAACUAGCUAACAUCCCCGAACAUGAGUUCACUAAGCUACUCUCCUCCUGCUAAAGAAGAGAGGAUCUGCUGGACGGAGAAAGAAGUUCUCGUGAAAGAGGAGGAAGAAGAAGAGGCUGUUACAAUACAAAAACAAGUAGAGGGUGAGGCUGUUACAGUGAAAGAAGAAGAGAAAGACGUUACAGAGAAAGACGCCUUCAGAGUGAAAGAGGAAGGGGCUGUUAUGGUGAAAGAAAAGGAGGAAGAUGCAGUUUUUGGAAUGGAGGAUGAAGUGAAAGAAGAUGAAGACGUUUUUGGAAUGGAGGAUGAAGAGGGGGAGAUUACUGUCACAUUAGAGGAGGACGAAGAAGAGAAGACUGGAGAACUGAUUAACACCAGUAAAUACAGAGAGAGACGGGACUAUCGUGGAUCCUCUGGGGAUCCUCAACAAUAUCAUGAUGCUGAUGAGGCAGAGAGUCUCUCCAGAUCAGAACUCCUCAAGAAACACCAGCAGAGAUUUAUAGGGAAGAAAUCUCACUGCUGCUCUGACUGUGGGAAAAGAUUCAACUCUUCAUCAGACCUUAAAAUACAUCAACGAAUUCACACUGGAGAAAAACCUUAUGGCUGUGAUCACUGUGGGAAGUGUUUUACUACAUCUAGCUAUGUAACUAUACACCAGAGAACACACACAGGAGAGAAACCAUAUGUCUGUAGUCAAUGUGGGAAGAGUUUUAUACGGCUACAAACCCUGAAAGCACACCAUAGAAUACAUACUGGAGAAAAACCUUUUGGCUGUGAUCACUGUGAGAAGAGUUUUUCUACAUCUAGCUAUCAAAUUAUACACCAGAGAACACACACAGGAGAGAAACCAUAUAGCUGUAGUCAAUGUGGGAAGUGUUUUACACACAUCAAAAGCCUGAUAGUACACCAGCGGACACACACAGGAGAGAAACCGUAUAGCUGUAAUCAAUGUGGGAAGAGUUUUUCCACAUCUAGCUAUGUAACUAUACACCAGAGAACACACACAGGAGAGAAACCAUAUAGCUGUAAUCAAUGUGGGAAGAGUUUUACUCAGCUAAACAGCCUGAUAGUACACCAGCGGACACACACUGGAGAGAAACCUUUUAACUGUGAUCAAUGUGGGAAGAGUUUUGCUACAUCUAGCAGUCUGACGACACACCAGAGAACACACACAGGAGAGAAAUCUCUUAGCUGUAAUCAAUGUGGGAAGAGAUACUCUGAUAAAAGAUCACUGAUUAAACAUCAGAAAAUACAUGGAGUUGUUUCAUGAUAUCAAUGAAAUGAUGUCUCAAUGUAGAACCUAAACGUUUGCCCCCUGUUCUAUUGAUUUCAGCAUGAUAUGGAUAUUAGCAUCGGGACAAAUCCAGGCUCUGAAUUGAUAAAGUACUAUUUAUAAGCUUUAACAAAAACUGACUAACAAAAAAUUAGUUGUGUUACACUUACCACGUUGGUGACCCACUUUAAUUAAAAUGCAACACUUCAAAAUGUAGCGAGCUGUUUUCUACAAAUUGUCCUCUAACCAAUGCUGUACACAUUAUUCUCAGAUUCUGUGUGGUUUUUAAGCUCUUAACUCAUCGAUGUCAUGUUGAAAUCAAUUAUGACUGAUAAGUGUUGCGUUCCUUUGUUUAGCGACCCCUACAUUUAAAUGCAUCACUCCAAAAUGUAGCUGACUGUCUUAUGCAGGUUGUCCUUUAACCAGUGAGGUGAAAGAUUUCUCCUUCCAUUUGUUUUUUUUAAUUGUGUUAUUUUCAACAUCAGGUACAACCUGAUUUCCCCCCUAAUUGAUAUCAGUGAUUUAUUGCUACUUGUCAAAACAACAGUGUUUCUGGUGCUUGUGCAGUUAAAAAGAAAAAGUAAUAUGAUUAUUGUGGCAGAUGUUUGUGUAUAUAGCACAUGUUAUGUUUUCAAUAUAUCACAAACUGUUUCUGCAUAUUGGUUAUUGAUUUGGACAUGUUAAAACUGUGUUUUGUCAUUGGGGCUGUCCCACCUAGCAAAAUAUAAUUGAAAAGAUGUUGAAAGAAGACCAAUCGGUUGAAAGAUGUA